AUCAGAUGCAGCGCCAUCCUUCCCUGGACCCUCCACUCAACUGCUUCCACAUUCAUUCAUUCAUUGGCCUUUCUCUUUUUCCUGUCGACCAACAACUAUUGCGAGUCGCGGCCUCUGUCUAUAAGUACUUGUUAGCUCUCACUGUGGAGUUGUAGCAGUGUGAGUGACUCCCUUGGAGGAAGUAACCAUGGGGAAGUUUCCACUCAAGAGUGUCGGGAUUUUGGGACUUUUGAUUCUGGUUGUAGUCGCGGAUGGGAGGUUGCUCGAGAAGGAUCUGUUCAUAGGUGGUGGGGGUGGAUUUGGUGGUGGCCAUGGCGGUGGGUUUGGAGGUGGUCAUGGUGGUGGCUUUGGUGGCGGCCAUGGUGGUGGGUUUGGAGGUGGAGCAGGAGGAGGUGCCGGUGGUGGCUUUGGAGGUGGUCAUGGCGGUGGGUUCGGUGGUGGAAUAGGUGGUGGUCAUGGUGGUGGAUUUGGAGGUGGUCAUGGUGGUGGGUUCGGUGGUGGAAUAGGUGGUGGUCACGGUGGUGGGUUCGGAGGGGGAGUAGGAGGUGGCCAUGGUGGUGGAUUUGGAGGAGGUGGCGGUCAUGGUGGUGGGUUCGGUGGUGGAGUGGGUGGAGGUGCUGGUGGUGGUUUUGGAGGUGGUCAUGGUGGCGGUUUUGGAGGUGGUCAGGGUGGUGGCCUCGGUGGAGGAGUAGGAGGUGGUGCUGGCGGAGGUGCCGGUGGAGGAUCAGGUGGUGGCUUUGGAGGAGGAGCAGGAGGUGGUGCGGGUGGUGGCGGCGGUGUUGGCGGAGGUGCUGGUGGAGGAUCAGGUGGUGGCUUUGGAGGAGGAGCAGGAGGUGGUGCCGGCGGUGGUGUUGGUGGCGGCUUUGGAGGAGGAAAGGGUGGUGGAGUUGGAGGAGGAGCAGGAGGUGGUGCCGGUGGUGGUGGUGGUGUUGGCGGAGGUGCUGGUGGAGGAUCAGGUGGCGGCUUUGGAGGAGGAGUAGGAGGUGGUGCCGGCGGGGGUGGUGGUGUUGGCGGAGGUGCUGGUGGAGGAAGGGGUGGUGGAUUUGGCGGAGGAGCAGGAGGUGGUGUUGGCGGAGGAUCAGGUGGCGGCUUUGGAGGAGGUGCAGGAGGCGGUGCUGGUGGCGGUGGUGGUGUUGGGGGAGGUGCUGGUGGCGGCUUUGGAGGAGGAGCAGGAGGAGGUGCUGGUGGUGGCGGUGGAUUUGGAGGAGGUGCUGGUGGAGGAUCAGGUGGUGGUGUUGGAGGAGGAAAAGGUGGAGGAUUUGGAGGAGGAGUAGGAGGUGGUGUUGGUGGUGGCAGUGGAUUUGGAGGAGGUGCCGGUGGAGGAUCAGGUGGUGGUGUUGGAGGAGGAAAAGGUGGAGGAUUUGGAGGAGGAGUAGGAGGUGGUGCUGGUGGUGGCGGUGGAUUUGGAGGAGGUGCAGGAGGUGGCGGUGGUGUUGGUGGAGGCUCAGGCGGUGGUUUUGGAGGUGGCGGUGGUGUUGGUGGAGGCUCAGGCGGUGGUUUUGGAGGUGGCGGCUUCUAAGAUGCCGGUGAACAAGAUCCAUGGCUACUAAAAUAGUUUCAUGUCGUAAUAUCGUCUGCGUUGCGUAGAACAGCAUAGGCUGGAAUAAACUAAGUGAUGACGAGAUGUAUCGUUGGAAAACUACUUUUAAUUGAAGACCAUGGUCCCCUUGUAAGAAUGUGAAUCAUUCCUCUCCAGGAUCAACUUGUUCUUUUCUCCAAA
Nymphaea colorata (pocket water lily) is the source of this 1720-nucleotide messenger RNA. RefSeq names its product glycine-rich cell wall structural protein-like. Bases 188 to 1519 code for a protein of 443 amino acids. Lineage: Eukaryota; Viridiplantae; Streptophyta; Magnoliopsida; Nymphaeales; Nymphaeaceae. The transcript has a single exon. The record is from RefSeq and is a predicted model, not a curated record.